AUGGAAACUGAAUCAUUCAAACUUGGUGUUCAAGUAGACGCUACGUCUCAAGCACCGUUAUUAGGGUUCUUAAGCACCGUAAUCAUCACGGUAGACAGAGAGUUCGAGGAGUUUCUCAUAGACGAGAACGAUGAUGAUCAUAGCAUCAAGAGUCUCGGGUCUUACCCUGAUUCUUCUUCUACUCCCGACUCACUAUUCAUUCUGAAACUCCGAACCAUGGAACCAGAAGACGUCUUACUAACCCUCAAAACCCAACUCCACGAUGAUCUCUUGUCCGGACACGUAGGUGAUGAGAUUGUAGUCAAAGCCCAACAGAUAAGAAGCAAAAGCUCUGACUUGCGCAGCACACAACAACCUUUGUUCAUGAUAGUCUCUGUCAAACUGACACAGAAGGUGUACGACGUUGUGCCUCGUUGUUCUGCUCCGUCGUUGGAUACAGAUUUGGAGACUUGUGCCAUCUGUUUGGAGGAUUUGUCUGGAUCCGAGGAGUACUGCCAGAUGCCUAACUGCUCGCAUUGUUAUCAUGAAGAUUGUGUCACUGAGUGGACUAAACGACAUAACGACUCAUGUCCUCUCUGCCGCAAACAAUUCUACUAG
Capsella rubella is the source of this 597-nucleotide messenger RNA. Its product is annotated as NEP1-interacting protein 1. Gene Ontology annotation, molecular function: ubiquitin protein ligase activity. Gene Ontology annotation, biological process: ubiquitin-dependent protein catabolic process. The coding region runs from base 1 to 597 and encodes 198 amino acids. The record is from RefSeq and is a predicted model, not a curated record. The transcript has a single exon. Lineage: Eukaryota; Viridiplantae; Streptophyta; Magnoliopsida; Brassicales; Brassicaceae.